AUGAGGACAAACUCUCAAGCUGAACUGGUGAGUUUCAAUUUAUAUGGAGUAACAGAACAAAACCUUUUCUCUUUGUCUCUUGCAGGCUGGUAUGUGGUCUGGCAAUUGUUUCUGUCUAAAUUCAAAUUCCUGAGAGAACUGAUAGGUGAUACGGGGUCCCAACACGGGGACAACGAGCUUUCAGAGACUGAAGCUGAACAGGAGACUCCACCGUCACCACAGAGAGGUAGACAGAAAUCAGCUCGCCAGCGAAGGGCACCUGCAGAAGAAACAUCUUAAAAUACUCCCUUGGACUACUAACUAGCUAUGAAUGGUUAAGCACCUCUGCACUGUCUGUUGUUCAGUGGCUUGAUCUUACUGAAAAACUGACUUAAAAGGUAGUGUAAAUACCUGUGAACCUUUACUUCUGAACUACACACGUAUGCUACUUUAGUAGAGGCUCAAGGAGGGCUUUGGCAGCAAGUCAUAGAGUACUGGAAGAAAGAAGGGAUAGAGAGAAAAAUAUCUAUCAGAAGAAUGCAGAGCUGCUGUACCUUCCGUUCCUGCAAACAUGAAAACACUUUCUGGACCGUAGCCUAAGCCUUUGCAUUAGUCUAAACAUGGUAAAUGCUUCAGACUUGAAAUGGUUGAUAAAUUAUUUUUCCCUUACAGCAGUACAGGAACUUCUUGUGAAAUUGAGUUUUAUUUCCUUGGCUAUAUAUAAAGAUAUAUAUUUUUUUUCCUUCAACCUUGUAAAAUGCAUGUGAACUUGAAUAACAGUUGAAAGAAUAUCCUGCUUUGGAAAGUAUUCUAAAGUGAGACUUCAGUUACAUUUUAAUAUAAAAAGUAUAAAUGAAAUAAGAAAAAUGAAUAUCAAAUGCACAUGAUGUGGAGCUUAAUCUCCUUUAAGAAAAUGGAUGAUAGUCCUGAUUUCUUGGUUUUGACAUCAGAAAAGGGUUACAGAUAAAACAGUCCUGCCUGAUUUCUGCGUGUUCUUUCUGAGCCUUUUACUCUUAGCCCAACUUCUGUUGGACAGGGGAAGGAGCUUAGAUUAAGUACUCACUGUUUAGUUUUCUGAAGUGUCAUCUUUGUCUUCUAGGGUCUAGGUGCUUCUCUAGCUUACUUGAUACGCUCUUACAUCAGGUAUUUGGUACCAGAUAUAACUUUUUUCCUGGAACCAAUUAAUGCAUUCUGACCAAUUUGGUAGACACCACUGUAACACUUUGAUAGUGUUAUAGCAGUGAAUUUGGUACCUCGUGUUUAGUAGAGAUCUUACUGAUUUUUACCAGUAAUAAGCAGUUGCUUCUGUUUUUAGAAUAUGAAUUAUACAGUUACGUCCACAUUGUACUCCAGAAUUAAGAGCUCCAAUUCUGUUUUUUAGCAACUCUGGAGAUUGAUUGCAUGAGAUAUUUGGAAAGAGGAGUGUGCAUGUGCCACCUCUGAUGUGUGUGUAUGGGGGAAGACUACCCAAAAUAUCUGUUCCAUGGGCAGCUUCAAGCUUUCUCUUAACACUUUGGUACAUGGUGAUGUUUGGAUCAUUGUUCCCUGUAUUUUAAAAACUAUAUUAAACAGGACUCCAAAGUGGUCUUGUACUUUCAGCCAUUAUGAAGUUUAAGCCUGUGACUUCCAAACUUGGUUUGAUUCAUUCACGCUCAGCUAAAACCAAGCAACAUUUAGCUGUUUGAUCAAAUAAACUUUCAUCUGGGAAAAGAGCACUCUCUUUAGUGCCUUUGUUUUAAUUUGUCAGUCUGUGAAUACUGCUAAAAGCUAUUGGGAACUUACAAGCUAUUGUUCCAUUAAUAAAAUGGUUUAGAUGGUUCAGUAUUCAAGUAUGUAAGAUCUGCCCUGUUGUUCCUUGGGACUCUAAAAGUCUAUUUGUGUUUACUGGCAUGUGUGUGUAAGCAUGCUUUGUAUUACAGGGUUGCAUUUUCCAGCAUGAUUAGACAGUGCUAUGCACAUAUGUAGAAAUAUUGAUAGUCUCCUUCAUAUAGUCUUUUUGCUGACAAAGAAAUGCCUAUUUAUGUUUCUAUAGUAGUAAAAUUCACAUCUAUUCAAACUAAUCAAAAGCAUUCAAAUUCUUUUCACUGCUGCUUUCAGUUGUUUGCUCUGCACAGCGUAAUGUGAAAUGAAUGAUAUUUAUAAAUUUUUGUCACAUGAUUAGACUUUCAGCUCAACAGUGCUAAUCAGGUACUGGACUGUCUUUCUCUUUUAAAAAAAAAAAUCUUGAACAUCUUUGUCCUGAGCAUUGCUUAUUUGGGUCUACAAAGAAAGGUUUUUGUUCUGAUGUAGAACACUGACACUCCACUUGCACUUCAGUUAUAGCUAUACAUAAGUGCGCUGAAGAUGGCAAAGGGUUGAUGCUUGUAGUCUCCAAUUGAGAUAAAUGACAGUUAAGUCUGUUUCUAGGUCUGGUAGCUGUGAAGAAAAGUAAAAUUACAGCAAUAUACAUAUAUAGCCAAGGUAGUUCUUGACAUGUAGGAAUAAAAAUUUUGGAGCAAGUUAAUGAAGUUACACGUGGGUUUGAAUGCUGACACUGACCAAAUAUGCAAUAAGAUGAUAGUUAAAACUAAUGGACGUGAAACCUCUGGGAAGCUCAUCUCCUGUAGCUGAACAGCUUCCUUCUGUUGCCUGCAAUACGUAGGUGUACAUUUCACUCCCCAAGUUUAUUUUCAAUCUUUUUUUAAACAGCUGACACUUUUUGUUACUGUUGUUGUGAUGUAGCUGCCAAUAAUGCUGUCUGCCUACUGUAUAACGUUCGUAAUCUUCCUAGUAGCAGGAAAAAGCUUACAUUAUGAGGUUAGAAAGAAUUUUGCAACACUGAUUCUGUCAAUGUGUAUUUUUUUUCCUAUUAAGAGUCCAUAGUUUAAAAAAAAUCUUUGUACAGGGCACUUUGCUCAAACUUGUGAAAGUGAGGCUGUAUGUGUGGAAAAUAUACUUGUAAUAAGACCUAUGUCAUGAUUGCUGGCAGUCCAUUAUACUUAUGUCUUUGGAUAUUUUUUUACCAGUGUGCUUCUGAUAUGUUACUGAUUGAUAAGCACUUAAGUUUGAAUUGACCCAUUCAAGUCAGAACUUAUGAAGACAACAGGUUACACAGUUGAUUUUGUUCAGCAUUUUUAUUUUUUAAACUAUAUAUUGCCUUAUUGUUGCAGCUAUUCUACUGAAUGUACUUUGAAUUCUUAAUUUAAAUACAUUCAUAUCACUUUUGUAUCAGGGGCCAUGUAACUUUGAAUAAGCAGCGAUUAUCUGUAUUCUGUAUGACAGUUGACUGAAAAAGGUUACUGCCAUGAAGGCUGGAACAAAUGUGUAAUGUAGACUGGAAAAAUACAUUAAGUUACAGUUAAAAAUUGAGAAAAAGUGUAGACAACUGUUCCUGCCAAAUUCAUAGUUCAUACCUAUUAGGGAGCCACUAAGGUUGUUGUUGUGGUGAUUAAUGUUAGCCCAUGAGGCUGAUUCUAUGCAGUUUGUCCACUAAGCACUGCUGCUCUAGCUGUUAGCAGUAAAUGCCAUAUACUGUGCUGCAAUCUGUGAGCAACUUGCUGCUUAUUAUCAGGUUUUACACUGAAUUAGACCUGUGUGUGUACUUCUGUUUUGUUUGGAAAUGACCAGCAUAAAGAAUGUCAAUAAGGUCAUUUGCCUCUUCAGUAUUAAGAUACUGUAUGUAAUGCUUCUGUGGUUGUCUGUUUUCAUCAUGUUAACUGUUUUAACUGACUGUACAGAUAAUGAAAAAUAAAGUAACUAGACUUGAUACAA
Messenger RNA from Struthio camelus australis, 3729 nucleotides. The record is from RefSeq and is a predicted model, not a curated record. Lineage: Eukaryota; Metazoa; Chordata; Aves; Struthioniformes; Struthionidae.